AAACGUCUGUUGACAUAUACAUAACCUCAAACACAAAUUUCAAAGUUAAAAAACUGAUUUAACACCGAAAAAAUCAAAAUGAGUUGACGAAAAAUACAACGAAGCAACAGUUACAUUCACUGAACGGAAUUUUAGCAAAAACCACCCACAUUUUAACGAAUAUGCAAAAACUAACAGAGGAAUAACAUAACCUCUGCACCAUCACCCAAACUCAAAUUUUUACCACCCAGAUGCUCAAAAAUCCGACCUCCACAAUGAAUGAAGAAACCGUCAUAAAACCAGAGUCCCACGACACCCUCGACCCUUUCCCUCCGAUCCACCACUUCCUCCACAUAAAAAUCGAGGAAAAACCGCUACCUCUGCUACCGGAAACCGACCCCCUACCUCUCUCAUUCCGAGACCACGAAGAAACCAAAAAAUGUAAAUGUGAGUAUUGUCCCUAUCGUGCCAAGUACAUAAGCGAUGUUAAACAACACGUAAUUAACAAACACACAGCGUCCGAAGACAUACCCUGGUUCAGAUGCGAGCACUGUCCCUACAAGGCCAAGCGACGAGGAGAGCUGAAAACCCACAUGUUGUACAAACACAUUCCUUUCGGGGAGACGCAGGUCUACGAAUGCACACAUUGCAUGUACAAAAGUAAGGUUAAGUCUGAAGUCCGCAGACACAUUGCCCGCAAGCACACUCCGUUAGAAGAGCUGAAAAGUCUCAAGUGGCAUCAAUGUGAGCACUGUGCUUUUAAAGCCAAAACUAAAACCACGCUGAAUCAGCACGUUUUGUAUAAGCACACGAAUACUGAAGAUGUGCAGUGGCUGUGCUGUAGCGAGUGCGAGUAUAAGUCGAAGACGAAGUGUUUGAUGCAGAAGCAUGUUCUGUGCAAGCAUACGCCGGCGGAGGAGAUUAACUGGUUCCAAUGUGCGCAUUGCGAUUACAAGGCGAAGAAAAAAUCGACGUUGAAGGAUCAUAUUUUGAAUAAGCACACUGAUGAGGAUAAGGUGGUUUGGUUUGAUUGUGAGGAGUGCAGUUAUAAGGCCAAGAGUAAGAGUGUUUUGACUAAACAUGUGAAGUAUAAGCACACCGAGGUGGUGCAGAAAAUCGAGUGGCUGGAUUGUGACCAGUGCUCAUAUAAGACCAAGUGGAAUAGUAACUUGAUCAAGCAUGUGAGGAAUAAACAUGAUGCUAUGUAUAAGGUCAAGUAUAGUUAGUUUGGUGUAUAAAGAAAAUAAAGUAUAUAAUAAAAA
Messenger RNA from Zophobas morio, 1241 nucleotides. RefSeq names its product zinc finger protein ZFAT-like. The transcript is spliced from 2 exons. Gene Ontology annotation, biological process: positive regulation of transcription by RNA polymerase II. The record is from RefSeq and is a predicted model, not a curated record. Gene Ontology annotation, cellular component: nucleus. The coding region runs from base 231 to 1205 and encodes 324 amino acids. Lineage: Eukaryota; Metazoa; Arthropoda; Insecta; Coleoptera; Tenebrionidae.